AUGCGGCUAGGUGAUGAAAUAACUCUAGGCUGUAAUGAGGGGUGAGUUGUAGGUUGCCUUUUGUACCUACUUGGCUUUGUUUAGAACUCCUGGGAGGGGCUCGUGACAGAUACAUAUUAAUUGUUAAAAUAUUAGGCUAGAUUUUUGACAUUCUUGUUUAGUCUGUGUUAUAAUUAUAACUAUGGGUGUCCAGGGAAAGGGUGAGGUGGGGAGUAAAUACUCCAAAUAAAUUAAUAAACAACUUAGCAGCACCAGAGAACAGGUCUACCAUUUCUGGUUGGUUUAGUAACUGAGCAGUGGCAAGCUCCGGCUUCUGAGAAAUGUGUAUUCAGGUCUUUCAUUUGGUUAUUUCUCAGUGUGUAGAACUGUCUUUCAAUGCUGGCAUCUGGAUGUGUUUCCACUCACUGAUGAAAUCCCCAGUUCUUUCCCUGGCUCCUUUUACUCCUUGCAGCCCUUAAUUAAGUGCGCUGCUGCUUCAAGCAAGUCCACGGUUCUCUGUGCAUUUCUCGAAAAAUAAAAUAAAUAUGACAGAAUAAUGAUAUUAGACCACACUUGAAGGUUUUCAGAUGCCCCCCUAACUUCCCCUUCUCUCCAGCAAAAUAAACAUAAUAAUAUUUUGCAGAGUUCAUGUGUUCCAUACUUUCUCAACCACAGCUCUGUCCCCUAUGAUAUGGUGUGAUAAUCAUGGAUUUUAUCUACAAUUGCUUUGGCAAAACAAUUUUCUAAAUCAUUAUAAACUCAAGUGGGGUGUUAUGACAUUUUUAAUGAAAUAAUAUCUGUUGGGAAGAUCAUGAAUUCCUGCCUUUACUGCUCCCCUUUGUUUUUGAGGUCACACACUACUCCCCAUCAUAGCUGAAUGUCAGUCCUGGAUUAGAUACUUGAAUGGUGUUUCAAGUACUUCACCUUGAAUUGAGGAAGUCCACUACGAUGAAAUUUGAAAGCCUGGGUUGCUGCUUACAAAGGCACUAUGUCCAAGCUACUGGCGUUUUUAUGUUGGUGUGACUUUUUCUGGGCACUCUUUAACAAAGAGAUAAUUCCUGUACAGUGGUACCUUGGGUUACAAACUCUUCAGGUUACAAACUCCACUAACCCAGAAGUAGUACCUCGGGUUAUAAACUUUGCCUCAGGAUGAGAACAACAAUUGUGCGCCGGCAGCAGCGGGAGACCCCAUUAGCAAAAGUGUGCCUCAGGUUAAGAACGGUUUCAGGUUCAGAACGGACCUCCGGAAUGAAUUAAGUUUGUAACCUGAGGUACCACUGUAUCUGGAAUUAAAUUAAAUAGGUAGCUUGUCUCAACCUAGACUGACAGCACCCAGAGAAAGGGCUUUUUCAGUUGCACUGCCCCACCUAUAGAAUCCUCUCCCCAGGAAGUUUCCCCUGGUCUCAUUUUCACAUUGUUUUAGCAGCAAGUGAAGACCGCUUUACCAGGUGUCAUUCAGUGUUGUUUGAACUGGCUUUAAUCCUACUUUUAUUAUAUUCUUGCUGCUGUGUUGUUUCUAACUGCUUUUGAACUGGUGGUGGUUGGUUUUAUUUUUUUCCGUUUCUGUCAGCUAGCAGACUGGUGACUCUGUAGGAUGGGAUAUAAAUAAUCUAAAUAAACCAAGUAUACUGUAUUUAAAAAUAUGCUGUAUUCACAUACUUUUUAAUGCCCAAUUCACUAAAAUAAAAGAUUUCUCUUUCCCUUUAGGUACAGAUUGAUAGGCGAAAAGACUCUUCGAUGUGUGCUUGUAGGCGACAAAUUGGAGUGGCAUACAGGACCUCCAUUUUGCCAUCGUAAAAUGAAUUGUUAAUUUGAAUUUAAUUUAAUAUAAACUCAAUGUGCUAUUGUGUGACUCUAUUUAUUGCAGAAGUGUAAGUGUCCUCAACCAAUAUUCAGAGUUCAGGAUGCUUUCUGAUCAUGCUGAAUAUACUCAACCCCCGCCGAGCAUUCCUUGAUCUGAAGGCGGCACUGGGGCUUUGACAGCUCCCUCUGUGAAGUUUCAAGUCCAGCUUGCUUCACAGAAGAUCCAGUUUGCUUUUGAGGAGGUUGCAAUACCUUCACAGCAGUCCACUUUGGUUCAGUGUUUGGGUGACAGUUAAAAUGGAUGAUCAGGCCUUGAAUUAUCAAAAGAUUACUUCAUAAAGUGGAACAUCAUUUAAGUGAAAAUAACUUUAGUCCAAAUACAUUCCUAACAGAGAUGCUUUUGCAAUUGUAGUCCUGCUGAACUGUUAAUGUUUCUUUUGAUUCCCAGCAAUCCGAUGUUACCCCCCUGAAAACAUUCCCUUUGGCUCACACAGUGGUCGACCUUUUGAAGAGUUUCAUUAUGGCUCAUCAGUGACAUACACUUGUAGAGAAGGUUUCUCCCUUAUUGGAAGCCCGAUUAGUACAUGUUCAACUUCUGCAGAUGGUACUCGUGGAGAGUGGAGCCCUUCUCCGCCUAAAUGUAAAGGUGAUGGAGAUUAUGUUUAGUAUUUUUGAUGUACUAUGUUAAUGUAAUUUGUGUGCAAUGGCUGGUGAAUGGAAUUCUUGUUAGAAGGAGCUAACUUUGCAGUCUGCUAAGCACUGUAUUGCUGCUGUUCAACCUGUGAGAUAUUCAGUGGGACUGCAAAUUAUUCAGUGUAGGAGAUGCAAUAGUAUUGCCCCCUCAAUGAGUUGCUUGUUGUAAUCUGAGUCAGUUUGAAAGUUUAUCCAGGCACAUCCAACUCCCAAGAGACUGUGAUCUACUCCCAGUAUAAAAAAACUGGCAGUUGGAGGGAGGAGGAGGGAGGGAGGAGCGUGCAUGGGGUGGGUGGAUUGCCCAGAAUUGUUGAGCAUUUUUUAGGAGGGAAGUGCCCAGAGUUGCUGAGCUUUUUUGGGGAGGAUUGCACAUAGUUUUUUGUAGCUCCCCCCCCCCAUAACUUUUUGUACAUAAGGAUCCUGUGAUCUACCAGGAUCAGCUGGGGAUCUACUGGUUGGACAUCCCUGGCCUCUAAUCCAAUCAAAAUAACCACUAUUGUGUCUCAUUGAGAACAAAGGAAAUUAGAUUUAGUUGUGAGCAAUUUAUUUGAUUAAUUUCAUUUGGACUUGGUUUGGCUUUCUACAUGCCAAGGGCUCUCUGUGCAGUAUCUAUACUAAACAAAUCUUGCAUUCAGAUGAAGUAAUCAGUGUAUAAUGACCUAACUUUACCAAUAGUAUACUGGCAUAAUACUAUAUGUCAUAUAUCAGCCUCAUUAGGAAUAGCCUGCAUAGAUGUGGUGGUUGUUUAAGAAAAAUAUUCAGUGGGUCACGAAUACUUUAGUGAAAUAACUUCAGCAGACUGUCUGAGGGCAGAUGAUGCAGUCAUCUUUCUGUAACUAAGCAGAUCUAGGAAGGCAGGUUCUGAAUGUACUAAGUAGAUCCACACCAUUUAACAUCAAAAUCUGAGGCAUUGGGAAACCUGAUCCAAAAAUUGUAUAGGGCUUUAAUUAGUUCUUAGCAAUUUCCAGAAAGCUUCCCCUGAAGUCCGACUCAGCCUAUUUUAAUUUUAUACUUGCUGGAAUGAUGUUAUUGUUUCUAGAGGUUAGUGUUUUGUAUCUUAUCUGAUUUUAUCUCCUUGUACAUAACUUUGAUAGUUCCUAUCUCUGAAGUGGUUUACAGACUUGUAGAAUAAAUAAUUCAAUUUAAUUGAGAUUGUAUGCUUAAAUGGUUCAGUUAAUUAAUUUAAGCCAGCAGGAAUUGAAUCAGUUUUUGUGUGCCCACCUCCAAUUUCUCCUAAGCAGCUUAUUCCCCCAAACCCCCAAAACUGUGUGGUAAGAAUUUACUUCCAAACCACCUCUUAAUGGUUCAUGCCCACAUGUGGGAAUAACACCUUAAAGGAAAUGCAACCAAGAGACCUAUACAAGCACAGCAUCUGGUAGAGACCCAGUUUGUUAGAGGAGCUACUGCUGUAAGGCAGCCUCUCCAAACCAGUGGCAGCUUCUCCUAACAAACCACAAGUAAAGUUUAAAUUCUCCCACAGACAAAUAAGCAAACCUUUGCUUGUUUUUCUGAAGUUUGCUUAGUUUUCCCGCUGCUCUUCUUUCUUGCCUUUGCAACUUGGUGAGUGUCUGAGGUGGGAUAGACAAACAAGCCACAGUUAGAUAAAAAGGUGCUGGCUGCACCUCCAAUGCCAAUCUACAAUUGCAACAAACUGAAGUUUAUAUGCUAAUAACAUCAGACUGUAGUUUAUUUGCAGUAGAUAAACCAUAGUUAAGUCCUUGUGCAGAGUUUAAUCAGCCAUGGUUUAAUUAACAGGUAGAUUUCUAAAUAUUGCUCUUCUCUUUUCAGUGGUCCGUUGCCGUGAUCCUGAAAUAGAAAAUGGAAGAGUGACAACAAAGCCUCAGCCUUUUUACACAUAUGGAGAUCGUGCAGAUUUUGAAUGUAAUCCAGGAUACGCUAUGGUGGGGAGUAGCACUUGUACAUGCGGGCCUGACCAUGCAUGGAUUCCUCUUUUUCCAAAAUGCUUUAAGGGUAAGUAUCUUACUACACCUAAUUGGGUUCCUUGGAAGGAAGCAUAGGGUAUAAAUUCAAUAAAUAAAUGUCAGAGCUAUUGUGUUGCACUUUACUGCAGAACAUACUUAUUUCUUUGCCCCCUCUGUUUUCUGCCACCAAUGUUGCCACCAUCCAUCCAGAUGGAGGUCCCCAAAAAACAACUUCUAGCACAGAUGAGUUAAUAAAAAGCAGGGUGGAUUUGAUUUAAAUCACCAGUCAGUAAGACUUGAUUUAAAUCUUCUUCUUCUUUUUUUUUUACAGAAAGACUCAUUCUUGCUGGUAUAAUCUUAAUAUUUACAACCAGAUGAAGGUUUCAUUUUUGGAAUAAUAAAUUUUCAGAGUAGUUUUUACCAUUAUAUCAAAAAUUACUGAUUUGGUUAUACUAUUAGAAAUACAUAGACAGAUAAUUAUAAAAUUAUUGUGAGGUUUAAUAAGUUAGCUGUUUCUAUUUGGACAACUUUUCUGCUGUACUUCAUUGGAAGGAGAAAAAUAAAAAAUAACAUUUCCUUAAUAGCAAUUUAAACAUUUUAACUAAAACAGUAACAUUAUGGCGUAUGUACCAAUGUUUGUUAACUGAUGUGGUUAGAGACUUUAUCGUUUGGACAAUGUUAGGCGAGCCCUGGGAAGAAGGGCUGGGAACCAGUGAACUCUUUAUUAGUUGACUGGCAAGCACUUCAAGGUCUCGCCAAGGACUUACAGAUCCAGUUACUAUUUCCACCACCACCACCCCUUUGGAUUUGCUUCUACAUUCAGGUGCCUAUUCUGUACAGUUAAGUGUUAGUGCAGUUGUUGGAACCCAGUGGGAUUGAGAAGAGGUUGCCAGCCCUAAAGUGCCUUCAGCACUUGCCUGAAGUCUGAGUUGCACAGACAUGCAACUGACUUGCACAAUUAUUACAGCUCAGGACUUGUGGAGUAUUCUGCUCACAAGGUUGCACUUUCAUUUGUACUGUUUCACACUUAGCUACUUCUGCAGAUCUAUUCCAUUCCAAGCAAUGUACUCAAUGAACCUCUUGGAACUUAGCAUUUAAGAGGUAACAGGUUGAUUGCGUGUAUAUAAAUGUGCAAAAGAACAAGGUUUUUACUCAACUCUGUAUGUUCAUUUAAUAACAUUUUUCCUAUGAAGAAAAGGCAUGUUAUCUCUGCAGACACAAAUUCACACUUUUGAGAACUGCAGAAACAAGCAUCUGUGAUAAUAUAUUCUCAUUAGAAAAACUGCCCCAAAUAAUCUUACAGAAACCUCUGGAAGAGCAUGACAUUGUGAAUGGAUUAAUGGAAUUCAUUUACCAAAAAAUUUAAACAUUGCAUAUAAAGCCUCAUGCUACAUAAUUAAAAACAAAUCCUUAUUUCCUGAUGAAUAGCCUUUGGACUAUAAUGUUACUUAAAUAGAAAACUAUCUUUAGAAAGAUUUAUCCUCCAAAAUAUUUUAUUUUUAAAAUCCAAUUAAUAUUUUUUUUUUAAAAUCCAUUUUUUAAAGAAAAAUCAUUGAUUUUUAUCCACCCUGGAAAACAAAUGACUUUAAUAUCUCAAAUCGAAGUCAGGAUUAUUUUACCCCAUAUACACUAAUAGGAUAUAUAAGAUUUCAUAAUGAAACCUCUAGGUGGCAGCAUGGAUGGGGCUCUGUUGUUUUCCUGACUUCCUGGGUCACAGCCACUUACCAAGAUGGGGGAGGAGUGAGGAGAGGGGAUCACUGUGUCUGGUGGACCUCACUCCUCCUCCUCCAGUAACAACCAGUAACAACUCCUCCAGUAACAACUAUUGGUUAGUGAUUUUGCCCUUUCACCACCUGCUCCACCUGCCUGGCCAGUGACUCACUCGUUGUUCCUGCUGGGGCCGCCUGCCACCAGGGGGCAGGAAGACCAAAGGGCAGAAGGAGUUUUCUCCUUCAUCCCCACCCCUGCCAUCUUGACUCACAAAAGAAAGCCUGCAGUUUUGAAGUGCAGUCUUCCUUCUUUUGUUGGUGGCAGCAAUGUGGGCAUGGCAGUGAUUUCUUCUUUGGGCCACUUGCUGGCUUUGCUCACUCCACCAGCCUACUCAGACAUUUCUCUCUUUCAUUCUGUCCCAUCUCCUGCACCCUCCCAGCUAGUGGCGGCAGCAGUAAUGGUCAUCCUUGAAGGGAAACUCCCCAGCAAAGUAGAAAUCUUAUAUCAAAUAGAUGGAAAGCUUUUUAAUCUGAGUAGGCUGAAAGCAAAGAGUUAGGUUACCGUAACUUCCGUCAUAGGGCUUCAGCAUGCUGAUGACAACGUACUGUGUGAACACUCAGAGGAUGACCUCCAAACCAUCCUAAAUGUCUUCACAGGAGCUUAUGAAAAGCUUGGCCUGUUGCUCAACAUCCAAAAAACCAAGGUGCUGCACCAACAAGCACAAAACAACCCCUCUGCAGCACCACAAAUCCAACUCAAUGGUGUAACGUUGGAAAGUGUCAAUCACUUCUCCUGCCUGGGCAGUUAUCUUUCCACAAGGGCCAACAUUGAUGCUGAAAUCUAGCAUCGCCUGAUCUCUGCGAGUGCCGCUUUCUCCUGAUUAAAGUGCACAGUGUUUGAGGACUGGGACAUUCUGAGGGAAACCAAAAUUCUUGUUAAAAAAAUUAUUGUACUACCAACUUUACUGCAUGCUUGUGAAACAUGGACCACUUAUAAACGCCAUCUCCAAUUCCUCAAAAGAUUCCAUCCACUGUGUUUCUGGAAAAUUUUACACAUCACUUGGGAUGACAGGCAAACAAAUGUCAGUGUACUGGAAGAAGCAAAGAUCACCAGUGUCGAAGCAAUGAUUCUUCAGCAUCAACUUUGUUGGACUGGUCAUGUUGUGUGGAUGCCUGACUAUCGUCUUCCAAAGCAACUAUUCUAUUCAGAACUUAAAAAUUGAAUGCGUAAUGCCAGUGGUCAACAAACAAGGUGUAAAGACUCUCUCAAGACAAAUCUAAAAAAAUGUAGUAUAAACACUGACAACUGGGAAACACUGGCCUGCGAGCGCUGAAAUGGGAGAACAGCCUUUACCUACGGCUGUUGGAAAAGGACUUUGAAGACACUUGAACUCGGGACGAAAAAGAGAAAUGUGCUAAGAGGAAGGCACGUUUAGCAAACCUUCACCAUGAUCAACUCCAAUCCAGAAACCUAUGUCCCCACUGCGGAAAGAUGUGUGGAUCCAGAAUUGGCCUCCACAGUCACUUACAAACUCAUUGUUAAGACUGUGUUUAUGGAAGACAAUCUUACUCGGCUAUGAGUGAUCACCAAAGAAGAAGAAGGUCAUCCUUGACUAGCUAUGUGCUCUCAGUUGCCAGCCUCGUGAUGGACAAGUACAAUAUAGUAUUAAAGAAAAAUGCAGAUAAUAUCAGACACUGAAAAAGAAAGUUGGCUUAUUAAGAAAUGAAAAUAUAAGUAACAUCUGAUUUAUUUAUUUAUUUAUUUAUUUAAAAUUAUUUUAAUUUCCUAAAGCUGAUUCCAAAGAGGACCUGGUGUCCUGAGACCAUAUGGCACCCUAUAUGGGCUAAUUUUGAAAGAAGGCAUUAAUGCAGAGCAGUCAGCACUUGAAAGUUGAUAUCAGUCUCUUUAUGCCACAGCAGGAACGCCUGGAGGAGGAGGAGGAGGAGAUGACAACCCAGGCCCUGGAAAUGGUAAACAUUUGCUUUUCACUGUUAUUGGUGGAUGCAUUUUAAGAAGUGGGGGGGGGUGAGCAAGAAUUGAGUUUAUGGAUAGAACCAGAGUGGAGGAAAUGGACUCUUGUCAAUAUUUACAGAGAUAAGUCAGCAGAGAGAGGAUUAAUUUUAUUAGAAGAAUAUCAUGAGGAGACUUGGGUACAUGGUAGUGCAGUAGUUUUGAGAUACUGGAAUUACACACCAUAAGAAGAACCUGCAACAGAAUGUUGUGGUGUGUGGCCUUCCUUCUGAACUGUGCCUAUUCACAAUUUAGCAAGCUAUUUCCCCCAGUCAGUGCAUUCCAUUUCCCUUGUCCCGUCCCAUGUUCUGUUUUUCUUUUCCAGCUGUCACUCUGUUCAACCGCUGUUUGGUCUGCUCUUUCUUCAUUAGUCUAUGUUUUGAAGGGGUUGCCUCUUUAGGUUUUCUUUUCCCAAGCAUGCAAAUCUCCUCAUUGUUUCACAGUUGAUAUUCUGGCUGCAGUUCAAUAGGCACUCAACCAUCCGGGUUUGCAUUUAGGUUAAGGCAAACUAGGUGGUUAAAGUUCAAAGAUAGCAUGAUCUGCCAGCUAAUUAGUACCCAGAGAGCUGGCAGGUUGCUGGGGACCCAAAAAGCACUGGUUAACAGGCUAGAAAAUAAAUAAAUAAAUAUAAAUAAAUAAAUAAAUGCAAGCUAGCUAGCUUAAAGGAAUUACUUGACUUCGAAAGAAUACAACUGAUAAGAUAAACUCUGAACCUUCAGUUUAUACUGCCUGUAAAUCUCCAUCUUGCACAUGUUGUGUUUGCUGCGAAAACAAAACUGAAUUCUGAAUUCUGUCUGUGUGAGAAAGGAAUCGGAAUCAAAUGAAAGGAAUUGGAAGACCAUCUUUUUCUUUAUUUUUCUUCUUAGCUCGCUUCUCUAUUAUCUUUAAUUCUUGUUUUCUCUCUGCUAAGUUUAUCUAUCUAGCUAUAUGCCUUUUGAAGUUUCCUAUCUUGGAUUGAUGAAGAUACACACGGGAAGGUGAUGGAUGGAAGAUGAAGGGCCCUGCUUAAGGGGCAGAGGAGAGGAUCUCCCAGGGUGGGAGGCUGCGGGAAGAGGAAGAAAGUCCCACCCACGUGAGAGCUGGGAGGGUUCACUUCUGUGUGUGGAAUAAAGGUUAAGGUAUAAUUGUGAUAGAGGACCUGGUAUUUCUUUUCUUCUGCUACUUUUCUUUAUUAUUCAUUAUCUUCUUAUUUUGGUUAUUCUUGCUUCUCUCCUAUUUAUCUUCUUUAGAUUAGUUCAGCUUUUAUUGUAUUUUAUGUUGAAAACUCUUAAUAAAAAAGGAUAGCAGGGGAAACUGAAAUGAGAAAAUGUCAGUGGGAAAGCUAAUGUACAGAAAUUGUGAGAAAUUUUUACAUGACUUUUUUAGCCAUUUCCAUUUUAUCUGUAAGCUGCCUUUACUCCCUGUCUGGGAAAAGGCAUGAUAUAAAUAAAUAUAAAAAUAACAACCCCCUCUUUUUUUAUAGGAGCAGAUCCAGAGACAGUGCCUCCUGGAGACAAUACAGGUACAGCUGAAAAGUUGUAGUGACAGCAAAUUUAUAAGCUUUACAGUUUUCUUUGCUUUAAUUUAAAAUUUCCUAUACUACUUUUAUGAACUGGUGAGGCUUUUUAUUGUAAUUAUCCUUAUUUUUAAUAGGUCACACACACAAUAUUGGUGUUUAAUUGUUUUUACAUGAUUUUUUAAAGCUGUUUCCAUUUUAUCUGUAAGCUGUCUUGAUUCCCUGUCUGGAAAAAAGGUGGGAUAUAAAUAAAUAUAAGAAUAACAACCCCCUCUUUUGUAUAGGACCGACGCACAAUCCAGAGACGCCUCCUGGAGAUGACACAGGUAAAGCUCUAUGCUGGAGAUACGGCAAGGACAAUGCCUACUUGAAACAUAAGUUUGUACAGUGUUGUAUACGCACUAUGCUUUGGGAGGAAGUGCUGGACUGUAUAACUAUGACUAUGCAGAAAAAGCAAAAGCUUUCAGCAAAGAAUAUUCUUUUGAACUAUAUACCUAUUCUUUUGAACUAUAUACCUAUAUGGAAAUUAACAACCGGACAAUGAAAAUGGAUUCUAUUUGCCCGAAUGGUGGCCAAGAGACUGAUGAAUUGGAAGAAUAAAGAUAAGAUUCCUUUCAAUCAAUGGAUUGACAAUAUGACAGCACUCAUGACUUAUGAAUGGACUGCUUGUAGACAUAGACUUUGUUUGGAAAAAAAUGACAACAAUUGAACUGAGUUUAUACAGAAUGUAGCAUUAAUAUCCACAUAUUUAUUAGGAUUAUAACAUAUCUUAUUUAUAUAAGUAUGCAUGGGAGUACAUUACAUUGCAACUUUGUAUAUUGAUUCUUUUGACACAUAUUUAUUCUUUUUUUUUCUUAUCUCACCUUUCCUUUUUUUGUCUGUAUUACUUUAUUUCUUUAUAACUGGAAUUCCUUCAAUAAAAUAUUAAUACAUACAGCAGAGAGAGAGAGCCACAGUCUGUCAGAAUUAAAUUGCUUCAAAUUUUAGCUCACACUUUUAAUUUUCUUCUAUUCUAGAAUCUAAAAACAUCACAGCAAUUGUUAUUGGUAAGUAAUUACAGAGCAAGUUACUUCAGUGUACAGUUGCUGCUAUUGUAUUUUAAUGCCUUGUGCAUUUCACUAACUUUUUUCUCAAAUUUGUGGUUUAAAUAUUAAAGACUCCUACUUGGAGGGGAAAAAUGAUUCUUUAUCAAAUAUUCUUAGGGUACAGACAGAUAUACUUUGUCUGUUUGUUUAUUUGGUGAGGCCAGCUCUGCUUCCUCCCCUAUCUUUGCUCCUGUAAUGUACAUAGCUGUCUCUAAAUUCAGCACAGACUUCCCCCAUGCUGUGACUUUUAAUGUUCUUGCACCUGGGUGUGACUGGGGCUUUUAAAAAAAUCCUCAGGAGUAAGGGUGUCUUGAGCUCAGGCAUGCCAACUCUAGGGGGCCUAGUGUUGAGGUGGCUGUGUAUGUGAGACACAUCGCAGGGCUAAUGGCCAGCUCCUUCAGAGUGCUUGGUCUCCUCCGCUGCACAUGCAUGACAGGCGAUACGUGUGACAUCACACGCAUGUUGGGCCCCCUCAAUCUUGGGGGCAACCUGGUGACUCUGCUUCAGCUUCACACACUGCUUGGGUUGGAGAGUUGCUCUUUGAUUGUCAUUAGGGCCUCUCAGUCUGCAGAGUUGACAUCUGUUAGGGGCAGAAUGACUCGUAGCUGCAAUCAAUCUCUGAGGACAACUGCACAUCUGCCCCAAAAGGGGAUAACUUCAGAUGUACAGUGGACUCGCUGCUCAAGGUAUUUGUCUAGAGACUUUGCCCAGUAACACCUGACUGGCUUUAAUAUCCAUUGAGUAUAGCAAGGUAACAACUUGUCUUGUGACUUCUAUUGAUACUAUUGCUUUUCCUCAACAGAAAAACAACUACUUUGUCUUAUUUAUUGGUACUACGGUAUAUCUUUCUCUUUUUUCCCUUCAAGGAUGUCUCGUGGCUCUUGUAGUUGUGCUUGCUCUAGUUGCUGGACUUUGGAAAUACAGAUCUUACAAGAAAACUGAGUGAGUCAGCCCAAGAGAAGCUGUCCCUGGUUCUCUGUAGCCUUCUUGGUUGCUGAGUGAGCUUCCGUAUGCUUCUUGACUUCUACUUUGCUCACACUUUCUGCAUACGUGUGCUUAGUGUUCAGAAAGGGCUUGCACAUUUUUUGUUGAACAGUUGCACUAAUCUCCUAGCACAGAUAAAAGCUAACUAAAGCACAGUAAUUAUUCUAGAACGGCUAGUCAGUAUUUUUUCCCAUUUCCAGCAUUGUUGUUCAGAUGUGACAGAAAUGGUAUUUCUCAGUUUACAUCAGCUGUCUAUCCCAAUGCUGACUUCACAAUGACUAUUCUGGCCCUGAAAAUCUUGAAAUCUACUAUUAAAUAAAGUUAUAAAACAUUAUUCUCUCUUUUACAAAUGUGUAUCGCAGUCUGUGGUUUUUGCUUUCAGGCACAGUAAGAAAAUGGAUUUGUUGAACAGUUCUUUCUAAAGGCAGUGAUGUUUUGUUUUGUUUUCCCCCCUAGAAUAAUCUAGGCCAGUGCUGUAAUCUAAACCAACAAUUUGCAACAAUAACUUAUUCUGCACAUUUCUCUUGCAUGGCUUUUCUUUCUAUUUUUUUAUCCAGGGCUGUCCAUUUUUGUUGUAGCUUUGUAUGCAUGAUUUUACUGUUUUGGUACCAUGCAUAUAUUUUCCCAUAGUUUGUGAGCACUAAUUAAGCUGUUUCCAUGGAUUAAUUCAGUAAUUAUUUACUCAUUAUGAAUAUCCAGUGCAAUAAUUUCUGUCCCAGGUAGGUUACAUGUCUUUUAAGUCUUUUGUGGAAUUUAGAUUUGAUACCAAAGCAUGCUGAUUGUUUUGUCAAAGGCAAGAGUUUUGUUUGAUUCAGAGGCAAUAACAACCCCAGUGGAGAGAAGGGCAAGCUCUCUAAGAGGAAUCUAUUAGGAAUCACUAUUUUUUCUAUACUUAGGCUAUGUGUCUCCUACCCUUAUAUCUAUUGUGCUUAUGUAAUCCUAAUUCACUUUAUCUGCUUUACUUCUAAUAUCCUGCAGUUGCUAACAAUCUGUGCAGUACUUCUGCUUCUGCAACUUCUGAAAUUGAUUUUCCUGCCCAAGAAGCAACAGCAUGGCUACUGCUUCAGUGUGAAAGUUACUUACAUUACUUUUAAAAUUUGAAUAACAUGAAGUGGAAUGCAGAUGUAUUUGUGUGUUGCUUUUUUUCCUUCCUGACAGGAAAACAAAACAAAAUGGUGUAAUGUUUGGAACAUAGGUAUUAAUUUUAAAUAUUUUAUUUUAUUUUUCACAGAGUACCCGAAGCUCCUUCUAGUCCUGCUCAAUUUGACAAGUUGGUAACAAAAUCUGGAUUGGAAGCCAAAGGUUCUCAAUUGAACAAGGUUUCUUCAGUAAACCUGUAA
This is a messenger RNA of Podarcis lilfordi (Lilford's wall lizard), 13021 nucleotides long. Lineage: Eukaryota; Metazoa; Chordata; Lepidosauria; Squamata; Lacertidae. The record is from the annotation of a GenBank genome assembly.